CGUGCUGGCCCUGGUGGCCACCAUCAUGCUGGUGCAGGUCAGCCACAUGGUCAAGCUGACUCUCAUGGUGCUGAUCACUGGGGCAGCCGGCACUGUCAACAUCUACGCCUGGGAGCACAUCUUCGACCAGUACGACCGCCGCCGCAGCCAGCAGAGCAUGUCCUCACUCGUCCCUUCCAAGUAUUCCAUGACAGCCAUGAUCUUCAUCGUGAUGCUCAGCUUUUACUACUUCUCUCGCCACGUGAGUGACUCAACCCCCUUAGGAGGCCCCUUUCUUCCUUCCCCUCUGUGUUGUUACUACAGCCCCGAGCCUGAUUUCUGCAUGCUCCAAGGAA
Molecule: messenger RNA, 335 nt
Organism: Meleagris gallopavo (turkey)
Lineage: Eukaryota; Metazoa; Chordata; Aves; Galliformes; Phasianidae
Source: RefSeq, a predicted model, not a curated record